ACGUUUUGCUGCUGCUCAGCGCAGCCAGUCGCGGAGGCGGGGAGGCUGCGCGGUCAGAGGCGCCUGGAGCGAGCGAAUCCUGGCCCACCGCCUGCCCAACCGCGUGACCUUGAUUUAGUUAAUGAACUUCACGCCUCAACGUCCAGGUCUGUAAAAUGGGGUAUCUAACGCAGACCGCACAGCCCAGCUGGGUUUAGCAAACUUCCGGGAGCCGGUUGGAGCCUCUCCCCGUCCCUAGCGGUGAUCCCAGGUGACGACAUGCCGCAGGGGGUCCUGCGGAGGCCACCCUAGGGCGUUGCUGCUGCCUUUGGGAGUGUGGAGCUCCAAACCAUGUCGCGAGAGGCGGAUUUUGGGAGGCCAGGAUCCUCGCGCCAGGGGGAUGUGAGAGGGUGUGGGAUAAAUCUUAAUUCCUCCGGCCCACCCAAAGCCUGGAAAUCCAGCCUCCGCGCCUCUUGCCCUGCGGGCCCCGCCCUCAAUCCCGCCCUCAUCUAACCCGCUACCCCAUUGGUGGCGUCUGGCGGCGCGGCUGCUGUUAUUUUUCGAAUAUAUAAGGAGGUGGAAGUGGCAGCUGCAACUAGAGGCUUCCCAGGCUGGUGCCUGAGCCCCGCGUCCCUCGCCCCCCGCCCUCCCUUCAUCCCUCUCCUCCCUCGCGCCUGACCCUGUGGCUCUUCCUCCCUCCUUCCCUCCCUCCCCACCCCUCGCCCGCUGCCUCCCUCGGCCCAGCCAGCUGUGCCGGCGUUUGUUGGCUGCCCUGCGCCCGGCCCUCCAGCCAGCCUUCUGCCGGCCCCGCCGCGAUGGAGGUGCCCCAGCCGGAGCCCGCGCCAGGCUCGGCUCUCAGUCCAGCAGGCGUGUGCGGUGGCGCCCAGCGUCCCAGCCACCUCCCGGGCCUCUUGCUGGGAUCUCAUGGCCUCCUGGGGUCCCCGGUGCGCGCCGCCGCUUCCUCGCCGGUCACCACCCUCACCCAGACCAUGCACGACCUCGCCGGGCUUGGCAGCUGCAGCCGCCUGACGCGCCUCUCCCUGUCUCGACGGGCAUCCGAAUCCUCCCUGACGUCUGAAUCCUCCGAAUCUUCUGAUGCAGGUCUCUGCAUGGAUUCCCCCAGCCCUAUGGACCCCCAGAUGGCAGAGCAGAUGUUUGAACAGGCCAUCCAGGCAGCCAGCCAGGUCAUUCGAAAUGAGCAGUUUGCCAUCAGACGCUUCCAGUCUAUGCCGGUGAGGCUGCUGGGCCACAGCCCCGUGCUUCGGAACAUCACCAACUCCCAGGCACCCAACGGCCGGAGGAAGAGCGAGGCGGGCGGUGGAGCUGCCAGCAGCUCUGGGGAAGACAAGGAGAAUGAUGGAUUUGUCUUCAAGAUGCCAUGGAAGCCCACAUAUCCCAGCUCCACCCAUGCUCUGGCAGAGUGGGCCAGCCGCAGGGAAGCCUUUGCCCAGAGACCCAGCUCGGCCCCUGACCUGAUGUGUCUCAGUCCUGAGCGGAAGAUGGAAGUGGAGGAGCUCAGCCCCUUGGCCCUAGGUCGCUUCUCUCUGACCCCUGUAGAAGGGGAUACUGAGGAAGAUGAUGGAUUUGUGGACAUCCUAGAGAGUGACUUAAAGGACCUCGUCAUGUACAGCAAGUGCCAGCGGCUCUUCCGCUCUCCGUCCAUGCCCUGCAGUGUGAUCCGGCCCAUCCUCAAGAGGCUGGAGCGGCCCCAGGACAGGGACACACCCGUGCAGAAUAAGCGGAAGCGGAGCGUGACCCCUCCUGAGGAGCAGCAGGAGGCUGAGGAACCUAAAGCCCGCGUCCUCCGCUCAAAAUCACUGUGUCACGAUGAGAUCGAGAACCUCCUGGACAGUGACCACCGAGAGCUGAUUGGAGAUUACUCUAAGGCCUUCCUCCUACAGACAGUAGAUGGAAAGCACCAAGACCUCAAGUACAUCUCACCAGAAACGAUGGUGGCCCUGUUGACGGGCAAGUUCAGCAACAUCGUGGAUAAGUUUGUGAUUGUAGACUGCAGAUACCCCUAUGAGUAUGAAGGUGGGCACAUCAAGACUGCGGUGAACUUGCCCCUGGAACGCGACGCUGAGAGCUUCCUGCUGCAGAGCCCCAUCACACCCUGUAGCCUGGACAAGAGAGUCAUCCUCAUUUUCCACUGUGAAUUCUCAUCUGAGCGUGGGCCCCGCAUGUGCCGUUUCAUCAGGGAACGAGACCGUGCUGUCAACGACUACCCCAGCCUCUACUACCCCGAGAUGUAUAUCCUGAAAGGCGGCUACAAGGAGUUCUUCCCUCAGCACCCGAACUUCUGUGAACCCCAGGACUACCGGCCCAUGAACCACGAGGCCUUCAAGGAUGAGCUAAAGACCUUCCGCCUCAAGACUCGCAGCUGGGCUGGGGAGCGGAGCCGGCGGGAGCUCUGUAGCCGGCUGCAGGACCAGUGAGGGGCCUGUGUCAGUCCUGCUACCUCCCUUGCCUUUCAAGGCCUGAAGCCAGCUGCCCUAUGGGCCUGCCGGGCUGAGGGCCUGCUGGAGGCCUCAGGUGCUAUCCAUGGGAAAGAUGGUGUGGGUGUCCUGCCUGUCUGCCCCAGCCCUGAUUCCCCUGUGGCAUCCCAUCAUUUUCCAUAUCCUGGUGCCCCCCCACCCCUGGAAGAGCCCAGUCUGUUGAGUUAGUUAAGUUGGGUUACUACCAGCUUAAAGGCAGUAUUUUGUGUCCUCCAGGAGCUUCUUGUUUCCUUGUUAGGGUUAACCCUUCAUCUUCCUGUGUCCUGAAACGCUCCUUUGUGUGUGUGUCAGCUAAACCUGGGGGAGAGCCAUGGUUCCUGAGGAUGGGUCAGAGCUAAACUCCUUCCUGGCCUGGGAGUCAGCUCUCUGCCCUGUGUACUUCCCGGGCCAGGGCUGCCCCUAACCUCUGUAGGAACCGUGGUAUGUCUGCCAUGUUGCCCCUUUCUCUUUUCCUCUUUCCUGUUCCACCAUAUGAGCACCUCCAGCCUGAACAGAAGCUCUUACUCUUUCCUAUUUCAGUGUUACCUGUGUGCUUGGUCUGUUUGACUUUAUACCCAUCUCAGGACACUUCCGUAGACUGUUUAGGUUCCCAGGUCAAAUAUCAGUUACCCACUCGGUCCCAGUUUUGUUGCCCCAGAAAGGGAUGUUAUUAUCCUUGGGGGCCCCCUGGGCAAGGGCUAAGGCCUGAAUCGUGAGCCUGCUGGAAGCCCAGCCCCUACUGCUGUGAACCCUGGGGCCUGACUGGUCAGAACUUGCUGCUGUCUUGUUGCGGAUGGAUGGAAGGUUGGAUGGAUGGGUGGAUGGCCGUGGAUGUGCAGUGCCUUGCACACCCAAACCAGGUGGGAGCGUUUUGUUGAGCAUGACAGCCUGGAGCAGGUAUAUAUGUGUGUCUAUUUAUGUGGACAAAAAUCUUUACACUUAGGGUUUGGAACUAUUCAAGAGGAAAUGUCACAGAAGCAGCUAAACCAAGGACUGAGCACCCUCUGGAUUCUGAAUCUCAAGAUGGGGGCAGGGCUGUGCCUGAAGGCCCUGCUGAGUCAUCUGUUAGGGCUUUGGGUCAAUAAAGCACUGAGCAAGUUGAGAAA
This is a messenger RNA of Symphalangus syndactylus (siamang), 3559 nucleotides long. It is a transcript of the gene CDC25B, whose product is annotated as cell division cycle 25B. Gene Ontology annotation, cellular component: cytoplasm; nucleus. The record is from RefSeq and is a predicted model, not a curated record. Lineage: Eukaryota; Metazoa; Chordata; Mammalia; Primates; Hylobatidae. Gene Ontology annotation, biological process: positive regulation of G2/MI transition of meiotic cell cycle; G2/M transition of mitotic cell cycle; positive regulation of G2/M transition of mitotic cell cycle. Gene Ontology annotation, molecular function: protein tyrosine phosphatase activity.